AUGACCGACCGAUCUCUCACCGGAGCCUGCCUCUGCGGGAACAUCACGUAUCGCAUCGACCUGCCUUCCGACCAGCCUGCCCCUCCAAUAAUCCUCUGCCACUGCACCAGCUGCAAACGCUACACAGGGUCCGGCUUCUCAUCCAACAUCGUGAUCCCCCUCUCCGCACUGCACUUCCUCACCGGCACGCCCAAGCUCUACAUGAGUCCGUCGGAGGUGAACGGGCUCAUCCGGCGGCAGUUCUGCGGCGACUGCGGAUCGCCGCUGACCUCGGAGCCGAAGCAGGGCGAGGGCCAGUCGGUUGUCGUGAAGUCGGGGACGUUGGACGAGGCGUCGCGCGAGGCGUGUGGGGCGCUGACGGCGGAGAUCUGGUAUCAUCGGAAGGAUGGGUGGGUUGAUCAGGUUGGUGGGGAGGGGGUGGUGAAGGUUAGUGGGAGUACGACUUGA
Molecule: messenger RNA, 447 nt
Organism: Aspergillus steynii IBT 23096
Lineage: Eukaryota; Fungi; Ascomycota; Eurotiomycetes; Eurotiales; Aspergillaceae
Product: GFA family protein
Exons: 2
Coding region: 1-447 (148 amino acids)
Molecular function (GO): carbon-sulfur lyase activity
Source: RefSeq, a predicted model, not a curated record